AUGGAUCCGGACUGGGACGAGGUUGCCCGGGUACCUUUGCCUCCCCCGGGACUUAGAGCGCAUCAAACACCAGUAACGACGCUGUCCUUCGAUACGACACAGGAGCUGCUGUGGGCGGGCAAUGAGUAUGGCAGGGUGUGCUCUUUCUACGGCACGGCCUUGGAGCCCUACACCUCCUUCAAGGCCCACGCGUCGCAGGAUGGAAAAGUGCACCAGCUGCUUUUCAACGAUAAGGGUGUUAUUGUGCUCGGCUCCAAGAGUGUACACAUGGCCAUGCGAAGGGGCCCGCCGCUAUGGACUAUUCGACACGAGGGCAUGAAGGAACUACGAUGCAUGACCUUCACCUCGAAGGGCACCGCGGAGAUCUUGGUCGCAGGCGAGCAGGACACGAUGCUCGUCAUCGAUGUAAACAAAGGAGAGGUCGUGAAGGUCAUCCCCGCCGACACGCACUACAAGAUCAUGAGGAGGAGCCGGUAUAUCUGCGCUGCGACAACGGGGUCCAGUGUCCACAUCCUGGACCCUCUGACCUUCAAGGUUAACAAGGUGUGGACGCCGCACUCGGGCACCGUGAGCGACAUGGACGCACAGCACGACUUCAUUGUCACCUGUGGUAUUACGCCGCGCCAGCAAGGGUACAGCAUGUUUGACCCCUACGUCAACGUCUUCGACUUGAAGAACAUGGUAUCCAUGAGUCCUGUCCCUUUUCCAGCCGGCGGUGCCUAUGUACGAAUGCAUCCCAGGAUGUCGACCACCAGCAUUGUCGUGUCCCAGAGUGGUCAGAUGCAUGUUGUCGACCUGAUGAAUCCCAACACGACCAACGUUCGACAAGCGAACACACUGUUUCUAAACAGCGUUGACAUUGCGCCGUCUGGUGAGGCUAUAGCCUUGGCUGACGGUGAUUGCAACAUCCAUGUGUGGGGCUCACCAUCCAAGAUACACUUCGCCGAGCUUCCUACCCUCAUCGAGACCGCAGAUCAGGAGGUACCAGCACCCAGCGUGGACUGGGCAGACAGCACACCGUUGAGCUCCAUUGGCAUGCCGUACUAUAGGGAGACACUCCUGUCAGCGUGGCCAACGGAUACUGUCUACGAGGUUGGCGCUCCUCCGGUCAAGGACGACCCCCAGUUCCUGGCCAGUCUUCAGCACAGGGAUUGGGGCUUCUACGGCAAGAAUACAAGGGGCCUUCGCAGGAACCAAGCCGAAGAUACUCGACGACUCAAAAAUACGAAAGAGCAAGGCUUGCUGAACAAGCCCAAGUUUCUCAGUGAACAGGCCAGGGAGUUUGCACAUUCACCAGCCGGCACACCGGCGCCGGAGGAGAUAGUUGUCGACCCUCUCUCGACAGUGACCAAUACGCCUCUUGAGAGCAGCAAAGUUAACGUUCCUGAGCUGUAUCAGAGCGUUGAUAUUCAAUUUAGCAAAUUUGGCAUUGACGACUUUGACUUCGGGUUCUACAACAAAACUUCAUAUGCAGGCUUGCAGAACCACAUCAUGAACUGCUAUGCGAACUCUCUUCUCCAGGUCUUGUUCUUCACGCCUGCUGUUCGAAACUUUGCCAUGCAGCAUACUGCUUCGCACUGCUAUGAUGAGCUGUGCCUGCUCUGCGAGCUAGGGUUCCUCUUCGACAUGCUCUCCAAAGCGGAUGGAGCCCCCUGCCAUGCAUCCAACCUCCUCAGAAUCGUGAGCUAUCAUCCGCAGGCGUCUAACCUUGGCCUCCUCGAGGAGCUUCCUCGUUCUUCGACAACCCGAACGGCCAUGCUGCAAAACUUCUCCCGAUUCAUGCUUGACAAGAUUGCGGCCGACUAUAAACGCAUAGAUCAGACAAGGCCAAUGGAGAAGCUUCUGGAAACCACCGCAAUUAGCUCCAUUAGGUGCACUCAUUGCGGAAGCGAGACUACUAAGCCCGCUUCCAGUUAUGUGCAGGAGCUGAUAUACGAAUCGAGCAAAUCCGGGUCCAGGCAUGCUAAGAGCCCCAGAGUCACGUUUUCUCAGAUUCUUAAGAAGAGUGUAGAGAGAGACAUAACGACCAAGGGCUGGUGCGCCUCCUGCAAAAAGUAUAACUUGUUGAGCAGCAAAAAGGUCACACGAAAUCUACCCGUUGUUCUGACUCUGCUGGCUGGGAACAUCCGCGACGAGCACCGUAGGCUGUGGGCUACACCAGGGUGGUUGCCGGAAGAGAUCGGAAUUAUAGUGAAUGGUGGCCAAUUCUUCUGCUAUGAAGGGAAAGACCUGGAGUACCAUCGACAGCGCAGCUACCACCAGAUUGUUGAAUAUUCCCUGACAGGAGUAGCGGUCAACAUUGACACCGGUCACAGAGACUGUCAUGUUGUGGCUAUGGUGAAUGUUGCCCAUUCCGCAGCCAAUACUCCGGGUCAAAGUCAAUGGCACAUAUUCAAUGACUUCCACGUAAAACCUAUCUCUACGAAGGAAGCCUUAACCUUUAAUACGUCAUGGAAAACACCAUCUGUCAUAACCUUCCAGCUGAAGGAAUUCAACAAGAUAGAUGAUAGCUGGAAGGCUAGGUUAGACACAAGUCUCCUCUACUAUGACAUGAAGCCGAAUAUGCCGGAUAAGACCUACCGAACUCUGGACGAAGGGAAGGAAAAGGUCACACCCGACACUAUCAUCGCUAUUGAUACCGAAUUUGUAUCGACCUCGAGUGCCGAAAUCGAGAUAACUUCCGAUGGCGACGAGAGAACGGUCCGUCCAACAGUGCAUGCUCUUGCGAGAACAUCUGUUUUGCGGGGCAGUGGAAUUGACGAAGGCGUGCCCUUCAUCGACGACUAUGUCCAUAUCAAGGAGAAGGUCGUCGAUUACCUGACAGCAUACUCUGGCAUCGUCCCCGACGAUCUAGAUCCUAGGAGAACACGACACACAUUGGUACCACUCAAGAUCGUGUAUAAGAAGAUGUGGAUUCUUCUAAACCUGGGUUGCAUGUUCCUCGGACACGGUUUGAAGCAAGAUUUCCGUGUGAUAAACAUACACGUGCCUCGUGCUCAAAUCAUUGACACGAGCGACCUCUUCUUCCAGCAAAGCAAGAAACGAAAGCUCAGUCUGCAGUUCCUUGCGUGGUGCUUGCUCAAAGAGGACAUCCAACUGGAGACCCACGAUUCUAUCGAGGAUGCGCGGACAGCCCUCAGGUUGUACCGCAAGUACCAAGAGUUCACAGACGCCGGUAUUUUCGAGUCCAUGCUGCAAGAUAUCUACUCCAAGGGUUUCGCCAUGAAUUUCAAGCCACCUUCAAAGCAAGGCCCGAACACUUUACCCCGAACUGAGACACCCCCCAUCGACGGCAAUACAGGCCCUAGUACACCCGUGCGCAAGGCGGGAGGCGGUGUGGGCGCUUUUGGCAGCAGCCCCAUCUGGACGGGAAACCGAACAUCAAAUUUGAGAUAG
Molecule: messenger RNA, 3396 nt
Organism: Neoarthrinium moseri
Lineage: Eukaryota; Fungi; Ascomycota; Sordariomycetes; Amphisphaeriales; Apiosporaceae
Exons: 8
Coding region: 1-3396 (1131 amino acids)
Biological process (GO): nuclear-transcribed mRNA poly(A) tail shortening; mRNA processing
Cellular component (GO): PAN complex; P-body
Molecular function (GO): poly(A)-specific ribonuclease activity; nucleic acid binding; protein binding
Source: RefSeq, a predicted model, not a curated record